CGUCAAGUGACGCAACUUGCGCCAUGUUCUUUACAAACACUGUGCAAUCGAAUUUACCACACUGCUUGAAGCCUCACCUUAGGAGGAAUUGUAACUAUUAUCCUGUUGUGACAAAUCGCAAAUAUGGUCCAGGUUCGAACUUACACGAUCCCACCUACCAAGCUUAUGCCCAAUUCACCCCAUCUCCUCAUUCACUAUCCAAAGUUACUUCUUUCGGAAGUUAGCGCUAAGGACUUCAAUCCUACCACCAUCUACGAUCUAUUCGCCAGCAAUGGCUGGCAGUCACAAUGGAUAGCUCGCUACGGGCGUACACAACUAUCUCAUUACCACUCUGCAGCACACGAAUGCAUGGCCGUGAUAUCUGGCAACGGAGCAACGCUUCGAUUCGGAGUUGCAGAUACCACCUCCGAUGAAGAAGAACAUACCCACGGCCAUGGUUACGAGGACGGCGCGAUAGAAGUGCAGGCAUCUUUAGGCGAUGUUUUCAUCCUGCCCGCGGGUGUAGCACAUAAAACAUACGCCCCGCGACCGGACGCUGAAACUCUCAAAUUCCAUGAAUCCAAGGAAGACGACGGGACUUUGAUCAAAGAUACUCGAAAAGCAAGGAAGUUCUUCGAAGGGAUUGCUAUCGAGGGCGAGUUUAUGAUGAUGGGUGCGUAUCCGGUGGGAAACGAAUGGGACUUUCGGGUUGGUGGCGAUCAUGAAGGAAGGUAUCGAGAAGUGUGGAGGGUCCCCAAACCCAAACGCGACCCAGUUCUGGGCCAGAGCAAGGAUGGGCUUGUUGGAAUUUGGAAAGAGAGUCCAAAUACAAAUUCCUCAAGUAAGCUUUGAGAGCGAAGGGGUUUGUUGCUAUAGCGAGCGAGUAGGGUUCUAUUGUCGUUGGAAAGGCUUGCAUAUCGGAGGUAAUACGACUGCAUUCUCGUUAAUAACGACAAACUACCAUACUAAUUAACUUUUUUUAUAUACAUGGCAUAAGUUCUUCUUGAGGGGAUGGCUCAAAUUC
This is a messenger RNA of Aaosphaeria arxii CBS 175.79, 1003 nucleotides long. RefSeq lists its product as uncharacterized. The record is from RefSeq and is a predicted model, not a curated record. The transcript has a single exon. Bases 124 to 831 code for a protein of 235 amino acids. NCBI's taxonomy places the organism in Eukaryota, Fungi, Ascomycota, Dothideomycetes, Pleosporales.